Messenger RNA from Colius striatus (speckled mousebird), 4220 nucleotides. RefSeq names its product CD36 molecule (gene CD36). Gene Ontology annotation, cellular component: cell surface; caveola; cytoplasm. Gene Ontology annotation, molecular function: scavenger receptor activity; low-density lipoprotein particle receptor activity; low-density lipoprotein particle binding. The transcript is spliced from 15 exons. Gene Ontology annotation, biological process: receptor-mediated endocytosis; lipoprotein transport; long-chain fatty acid import into cell. The record is from RefSeq and is a predicted model, not a curated record. Lineage: Eukaryota; Metazoa; Chordata; Aves; Coliiformes; Coliidae. Bases 351 to 1766 code for a protein of 471 amino acids.
AUGCCUGCUCCACCACUGAAGCUGUCUGACCCUGCAUUCAGAGUAGUCUGAGUUGUUCCCAGCUUCCUCUCAGUUCUCUCAGUCCUGGUGCAGGGCACUGGACAGCCAGGGUUGCUAUAGGGUGUUACAACAACUUGAUUUUCCUGUGAAUAAGGAGCUAAUGUAGCAGGCUCUUCUGCAGCACUCCAGUUCCUGGUGGCAAGAGUGGUGGGAGCAGCCUUCCCUUCAAACAGCAGCUUCUCUCAGGAAGAUCAGUGAGCAUACUUGGACCAAGAAGUGAGAUAAAAACAUCAAGCCUUACAGCAAGGAUAUUUUUACAUUGUCUAUCUGCACCCUGAAAAAAGAGAGGAAUGGGCUGUAAUAGAAACUGUGGACUCAUCACUGGGGCCAUCAUUGGUGCUGUGUUGGCUAUCUUUGGAGGUGUUCUGAUACCAGUCGGAGAUAACCUCAUAGGCAAAGCAAUAAAAAAGGAAGCUAUCAUUGCAAAUGGUACCAUUGCUUUUCAGAAUUGGCUUGUGCCAGGAAGUUCAGUUUAUAGGCAAUUCUGGAUUUUCCAUGUUCAAAAUCCUUCAGAGGUAUUAGAAGAAGGAGCACGUCCAAAACUUGAACAAAGAGGACCUUACACAUACAGGGUGAGAUAUUUACCCAAAGAAAAUAUCACAGAACACUCUGAUGGCACAAUAUCCUACAUGUUGCCUAAUGUUGCUCGUUUUGAACCUGAUAUGUCUGUUGGGACAGAAAAUGAUACCAUCACAUGCCUCAACCUUGCAGUUGUUGCUGCACCUGCCUUGUAUACAAACAAUUUUAUACAACUACUAUUAAACACAUGGAUUAAAGCUUCAAAGUCCCAAAUGCUGCAGAACAGAACAGUGAAAGAAAUACUGUGGGGAUAUAAAGAUCCCUUCUUAAAUAAGGUCCCCUUUCCCUUGGACCCUGUUCUGGGAGUCUUCUACCCGUAUAACGGGACAGUUGAUGGACUUUACAAAGUAUAUACUGGGAAAGAAGACAUUGAAAAAACAGGAAUAAUUGAAAGCUAUAAGAACAAAAGGAAUCUUUCGUACUGGGAAGGUCACUGCGACUUGGUUAAUGGUACAGAUGGGGCAUCAUUCCCACCAUUUGUUAAGAAGCAUCAGACACUGCGUUUCUUCUCCUCUGAUAUUUGCAGAUCAAUCUAUGGAGUGUUCCAGGACAAGCAGAAUGUGAAGGGAAUCUCACUCUAUCGUUUUGCAGUUCCACGUGAAGCAUUUGCAUCACCUGCUGAAGUCGGAGAUAAUUAUUGCUUCUGUACAGAUAGAGUUAUAUCAGAGAACUGCACAUUAGCUGGAGUCCUAGACAUUAGUGCCUGCAAAGCAGGAAGACCAGUAUUUAUCUCUCUUCCACAUUUUCUUCAUGCAAGUGAGUCUAUAUUGAAUAAUGUUGAAGGCCUGAGCCCAAAUGAGAAGGAGCAUGAAACAUUUCUAGAUGUAGAGCCUAUUACUGGUUUUACACUACGGUUUGCAAAAAGGCUGCAAGUGAACCUCCUUGUGAAGCCUUCACCAAAAAUUGAAGCUUUAUCAAAAGUUAAAAGACCUUAUGUUUUCCCUCUUCUUUGGCUAAAUGAGUCUGCUGUUAUUGGGGAUGAAAAAGCAGAAAUGUUCAGAAAUAAAGUCACCGGUCGGGUCCAGAUGCUGAAUAUGCUGCAGAUGGCAUUAAUGAUUGGCGGUUCUGUGCUGUUCAUCGCAUUUUUGGGUUCCUAUUUCAUAUGCAGAUCAAAGAAAUUAAAAUAAGUGACAAAAGACUUAAGAGGUGGCCAACGCUUAAUUGAAAUUUCAGCCAAGUAGCAUGUUAAAAUUCAGAGAUGAAAGGUAUGAUUCCAGGCACAGUCAGUCCACAAGCUAUGGAAUUCAACAUGCUUUUCAAUUUUAAGAAGACCAGCUCACUAACCCAAAUAAACUGACGUUUCCAAAGGUCCCCACUUGUGACAUCACUAAAGAGACCACCAUGGAAACUAUAUUUCAAAUAACUUUGAUUAUUUGAAUAUUGUUACAAAUUUUAAAAGACAUUCAAGCAGACUGAAGGUUGACGUGCAGUUGGGUUUUAGUCUUCCUUUUGCCAUUUAUGCGACUUUAUACUUUUUUCUUCUGGGAUUUGCAAGAUAAAUGAAAGCUGUUCUCUGAUGUCUCUGAGCACAGCCUGGGAAUGACAACACCUUUGAGCUCAUUCUGUGCUCUAGAUGCUCUUAUUGCAAAGUUUCUUUCUGUUGCUUCAGGGAAUGGAAGCUGCUGCAGUAGACCUGCUCUCUGUCCUCUAUUCAGGGAUGUCAGUUGUAUUGAAUGUGAAGUUUAUUAUGUUAAGUUACUGAAUGUAAUCCACAAAGUUAAUAAAAGACAUACUAAAAUAUGUGGUUUAUACAUUUUAUAUGGAGAUGGUUCAUAUACUCGCCAUAGUUCUUACGUUGAUGGUGCUCAUCAACAUUUGGCUCUACAGCUGUUUAGUCAUCUGAGCCACUCCCUGACUCCCAACCUGUUCCAGUGUUGUUUUUGUUACCUCCUGUGUGCUUUUCUUUCUGGCUUCUGCUUGAAAACCAGCCUCUGCCCUGCCCUAACCUCACUUGGCCCAAUGCCUCUCUUAGAGAAUGAUCUGAUAUAUCCCUUAAUGUCAAAAGAAAAUAUUCUAGAUUACUCCAGACACAGAAGAGGCUGAGAUAAUGAUUUUGAUCAAGCGUUAGAGAGUUCAAAUUCCUUGCUAUAGAAGACCAUAAACAAAAACAGGUAGCUCCAAUUCUUUACUGAUAAAACAUUUGCCACAAGGAAAUUUGUGCAACCAUUUGUCUAAUGAGGUGCAUCAACCUGUAGACAGGUAGUAAUCACUGCCAUCUGUGUAAAUGGUUUACUUUCUAAUUUAAUCUGUUUAAUGAGGUGCGUCAGCCUGUAGACAGGUAGCAAACACUGCCAUCUGCAUAAAUGCUUUGCUUUUGUGUUUAAUCUGAACGUCGUUCCCCAGAAAUGAAAGUCAAUAGGGCAGAUACAGACUCCUUUUCCUGUGGACUUACUGAAUUCAGAAUGAAAGACUAAUUUCAACACUUUCCAAGAUUUCUUCUUGAAUUUUUCAUCCUCUUAAAUCAGAGCUGCAGAGAAAAAGGAACAUGGCCAGCUUCUCAUAUCUUGGUGUUUAGAAUUAAGACUAGAAUUAAUAGACUUUAAACCAGAAAGGUUUAUCUUGCUAUUAAAAUACAAAAUCUUUGGCUGGGUAUCUUUAGUAGGGCGUUUUCACCCUUUGAAAAGAAAAAAAAAAAAUCAACAGGCUACUGUUGUUUUAAUCCCAUGUUCCUUGUGGACAAAUUUUUGUAGUUAUCAGUAGAACUGAUGAACCACAGAAAUCCUAAGAGAUUAUUCUUGAAGGCAAGGUCUAUAUGGUACAGGGCUACACUCUCUUUUUCCGAAGAUGAGCUGGAAAUGCAAAGCAUCAGGGCAAGAGAUGUAAAAAAGACAUGACACUCAAAGGAGGCUCUACUCUCAUUUUGAGAGCCAGUGCUUUUGAUUGCACAUUGGACUUGCUAGUAUAUGAAAAUCUUUCAUCUCUACAUUAUUGCUUAUGUCAUAUGUGAUGCUCUGUUCCCGUAUUAGCCUGGGGACAUUUUGACAGAAGUGAACCCAUCCCUAGAGUCCUAUGGACUGGUCAAAAUGCUAUGAGGACAGCCGAAGUCAUGACAUGUUCUCAGCAACAAGCACAGCUCUGCUAUAGUUCAAGAUCGUACACCAAGUUUUUAUGAUAAACCUUGUCUUUUGUGUCAGAAUCUAACAGUGAGAUUUUUUUACAGAAUUAACAACAGCUAUGGCCCUGUCUUUUUUUGAUACACUAGCAUUUCAGCUUAAUUUUCUUUGGCUUUGAGUCAAUUGUCAGCAAGUUACUGUUUGCUCUACCAGUGUUGUUUAGUGCUAUAUGGUGCUGCAGCAGCAGUGAUCCAGUAAGCCAGGCCAUGAUUUUAAAUGUCUCAGGGCCCAAUUUUGCAUGCACACACACAUAUCUGUUUAUAUGUACAAUCUCAUUGAUUUCAAUGCAGUUUUAGACUUUUAAAUUAUGUUCGGCACCUAGACUACACUUAAUAUUUACUAGUUAUUUUGUCCAAAACAUCAGUUACAGUUAUUGUUAAUUCAUGUUAUUAAGGCUAAUGGUAAGUAUCUACAUUUGUUCAAACAGUGCAGGAUAAACAUGUAUUAAAAAUAUUGAUGAACUCCAUG